AUGGCGUCGGCCGAUCUCGACUCGACUCGGCAGGCUGCGCAGCCGUCCAGUCCAUCUCACUCUCAAGCUUCAUCGCCACCCUCUUCCCCUUCACAACCGCGCUUCAUCAACCUCAACCCCUUCCGUCGCUCCCCUGGCAGCAAAACUACUGGUGGGGGUGUGCUCGCCCAUUUCACCAGCUCAUCUACCAACAGCACGCCGUCUCACGCUGACGCCAACUCCGAAUCCAAGCAGCCGAGACCAUCGCUAGGACAGCGCAUCACCUCGCGAAUCCCUUCUCGCUCCUCGCGCAAGUCAAUCGACGUUUCCGCUGCCAACAUGACAGAACUCUCCCAGCCCAACCCCAAAUUCAGCAAUGGCGUCAACGCAUAUUCACAUCAACCAGAGCCUGAGCCUUUUAUGGAAGCUUCCGAUUCUAUCUCGGCAGAACGCGAGCUCGAUCCCACCCUCGUACCCCGGUCCGGGCCGCUCGCUUCGGGCAGCACAGCCGCUGCCCAAGCUCAUGCUUACUCUCGCGGUCUAGGGCAGCCAACCUUGCUUCCACGACGCUCGCGCACGGUCAGGUCUUCUGCCUCGCCCAUUUCGGACGAUUCUCAGCCGCUUCCCACCGUGUCGCAGACCAUGACGGCCCUCGCCAGCAGCGGCGUCCACCCUGAAAUCCUUGGCAUCACCAACGAUCCCUCAACCAUGGAGCUGGCAACGGACACCACCGAUAUUGUCGCUGCUCCUGUUGCGGUCGCUGAAUCGAGCGACGACGGCAACUUCAAGUCCAAUAGUCUCGAGGUGGACACCAUGAGCGGCGACGGCGCAACGCCUGCCAUGACGCCCCCAAGUAAGAGCAGGCAGGCCUCUCACUCCGAGCAGGGUACCGCCGACAAUCACAUGCUAGCGCGUGCAGCCCAGAUGGUCCUGGAAGCCGCCCGUCAGCAGGCUCGUGUCGAGACGAGGAAGAAAGGCAAAUCGGCUCCCGCCUCGCCCAAGCGCAGCACCUUCAAUCUGUCUCCUAUCACCACCACGACCACCAACAGCAGCAACAGCAACGACGAGAGCGCCGUCCAAGCAGCCGGCGCCGACGAUGCAAACGACACCUCCGAGCUUUCUCGCACGCCUUCGCAACGUUCUCGCUCCAAAUCGGAUGCCAGCGAACAAACACAGGCCAAGCAACGUAAAGGCUUCCUGCGCUCCAUGAGUUCCAAAGCUCGCCGCAACCGCUCAGGGGCUUCCGAGUCUUCUUCGGCAAAUGCAUCCGAGACGCCAACGCCGGGCGCCAGCAGUCCUACCGCAGGAUCCGGUGCUACAUCGGGAACAGUGACACCCGGUGGCAGACGCCGAAGGUACGUCGACACUCGCGACCUCGACCUCUUGGCUCGCGAGCUUGCCGCCGAAGCCAUCGCAGAGCAGGUGCCUCAGCCUCCCUUUGCGCGCCCCAGUCGCAGCGGCACUUCCUCACCUCAUCGCAUCAAGGGCGCCGGCGGUGCUUUCAACGAUCCGCGUCGACGCUCCUUCCCUAGCAUUCUCGAGGAUUCGCCGCUUCAGGAUGACAGCAUCACCCCCGUCCCUCCACCGAGCAACGGUCUCAAACCCAUGACGCCUCUCCACGCACCGCGAACUAACGCACGAGCCAGGGCGGCGGAUGGUAGGAUCAUGCCAGGCGUCGGCUCUUCCGUCAUCGCCUCGGCUUCCCACUCGGACCCCAUCCACGGUCUGGUUCCCCGAGAGAUGUUCUACGGGCUCGGCGGCUCCCCCUACUCGACCCUUCCUCCUCCCAGUGCGCUCUCUAACGGCACGAUGCUCGAAGGCAUGGAUCCCUUUGGCAUUCCCAUGGCGCAAGACAGCUCUCCUUUUGACGCCACCUUGGCCUACGCCAACAACGCCAGCGUCUACCAUUCCCCAGCCCAGAUCGCUGCAGCUCGCAACCAGUCGAGUGUCUCGCAGGCGUCCGUUAACGGCAAGCGUCGUCCUGUCCUCACCAUGACCAUGAACGAUCCCGAAGCCGAGAUGCAGGGUCUCACCACGCCGCCGCCCAAGGAGUCGAUCGGUAAGAGGCUGACGCCGUUUGGCAGUCGGGCGGGAAGCCGCGCAGGCAGCCAUGCCGGUAGUCGAGCGGCCAGUCCCAACCCUUCCUUUGUCGAUCUCAAGGAAGCCGCCGCACAGCAGCAGACGAACGGCGACCUCGCCGGGGCUGAGCCUGACAACACUGCAACCCAGGCAACAGUGCCCAUCGUGGUGACCGACGACGCUGCUGAUAGCAGCAUUGCUGACGGCAGUCUGCGUCUCGAGGAGGCAAGCGUCUGUGGUACCAGCAGACGAAACUCGAUCGCUCCGUCUGAGAUCAGCACUCUGCCUGGACUGGCCCCCGCCAAGUCGAAGAAAGCCAACCGUUUCUCCACCAUGUUCCGCCGCAAGUCCAAGACGCAGCUUGACACGCUAUCGACUGCCACGACGCCAUCCAACGAUGCAUCAUCCACAAGAUCCCUAGGUGCAACGGCUGCGGGCGAAACAGCUUCGCUCGUCUUGUCGCCCCACUCUGCUGCUGUCUCAGCCGAAAGCGAUGCAGACGUGUCGCCCAUGGCGUUCCGCACUCUCGAUCUCGCGCCCACUCAAGAAUCAGGUCGCUCGAGCAAGCCCGCGAGUACCAGGGCUAGCCGUCGCUCGAGUGUCGCUCUCGAGGCGAACGAUCGACUAGCUGACAACAAGAAGCCGAAGCGCGGCCUCUUCCGUCGUCUCAGCAGCUUUUCCAGGAAGAAGGACAGCAAGGUCGAGAAGCUCGCCGUUCCGCACGUUAGCACUAUGCCCGUGGUGGACAUGGAGAAGCUGAGGCAGUUGAGCGAGGCGGAGGAUGCCAAGGCUGAACUUGCUGCGAACGGGCUUAAAGAAGAUUCUACCUCAAAGGCGAGCAACGGUGAUGCGGUCGUUGCUGUCGACGCUUCUCAGAAGGCGGAGGAGCAUGCCAAGGCUGAUGCGGGACUCACUGCCGCCUUGCAGAAAAUGGAUCUUUCGAAUGCGACCCCGGCCUUGGUGAACGAGGAGAUGGCUCAGAAUGGAUUCGGCACACGAUCUGCUUACAAGCUCGAAAGCGAUGCUAGCAAUGACGUCGAUGCGGAGGAAGGCAGGAAGGUGGAGCAGGAGCUGGCGGUCAAACCUGCCAACGAGGAGAACACGGACAUUCACAACAUCCAAGCUGGACACGGCUCGCAGGACAGUACCGAGGAGAAACUCGGUGGCAACUCGGAGGUGAUCGAAGGAAAAGAGGUCAACUGGGAUCGAACUCGACUCGGUCAGAUCACGCGGAGCGACUCGCAGACGCCCUCUUCGGAAGACUCGUUCUUCCUCAGCAGCGGUCCUAGCGCCACGAGUCGACCAGGAAGCGGAGCGCUGAUGAAGCACGGUAGCGAGAGCGCCAUGAGCGAGGAGCUGUACACUCCGGACCCAUCCACGGCGUACCUCCCGGCGAUAAAGGCGGAGGAGGACGCCGCGCUGACCAACGUCACCGCUGCCGCUGCGGCUGCUACAGCGGCCAAGGUCGUGACGGCUGCUCUGGAGGAGAAGCAAGGCCCGGUUGUGACCGCCCUGCCCGCGGAUCAGAGUCCCACCGGUGCAGUGCUCUGA
Messenger RNA from Kalmanozyma brasiliensis GHG001, 3609 nucleotides. RefSeq lists its product as uncharacterized. NCBI's taxonomy places the organism in Eukaryota, Fungi, Basidiomycota, Ustilaginomycetes, Ustilaginales. The record is from RefSeq and is a predicted model, not a curated record. The transcript has a single exon. Bases 1 to 3609 code for a protein of 1202 amino acids.